Messenger RNA from Schistocerca piceifrons (Central American locust), 1491 nucleotides. RefSeq names its product ER membrane protein complex subunit 2-like. NCBI's taxonomy places the organism in Eukaryota, Metazoa, Arthropoda, Insecta, Orthoptera, Acrididae. The transcript has 8 exons. Gene Ontology annotation, molecular function: protein binding. Gene Ontology annotation, biological process: protein folding in endoplasmic reticulum. The record is from RefSeq and is a predicted model, not a curated record. Gene Ontology annotation, cellular component: EMC complex. Bases 117 to 995 code for a protein of 292 amino acids.
UUGAAUAAAUACAGUAUAUACAAAUACUAAAAGUGGUACAUCUUUAGUGUUGAAUUCUCUGUCCAUCUAUGAUGUGGGCUGUUUUGAAAUAAGCAGACAGGAACAAAUUAAUAAACAUGUCUUGGAAUUCCGGAAAACUUAGUUGGUCCGAGGUCCGUGACUUGUUUCGGAAGUGGAGGGAAGAGAAUGAGAGGAACAGUCGUGAGAUAGUUGAUUUGUGGGAAACUGUUCUGAUGAAGAAAGUUCAUAAACUAGGUGACGAAAGGUUGCUGGUCCUUGAGCAGGUCUGUGUUGCAGCCUUGGACUGUAACAGACUGGAUGUCGCAGACAGAUGUGUGCACACACUUUCUACAGAAUUUCCUACUAGCUUACGAGUCCGACGUCUUAGAGUUCUUCAGUUGGAAGCAAUGGAACGGUAUGAUGAAGCACUAGAGUUGUUGGAUUCAAUAAUCAAAAGAGAUGAAACUAAUGCAGCACCUCGAAAAAGGCGUGUAGCAAUUUUUAAAGCAAGGGGCAAAAUUCCAGAAGCUAUUAAAGAGUUGACAGACUACCUGAAAAAGUUUAUGAGUGACCAAGAAGGCUGGCAAGAACUUUGUGAGCUCUACCUAAUGGAACAAGAUUUAGCUCGUGCGGCUUUCUGUAUGGAAGAAUUGUUACUGCACAAUCCACAUUCUCAUUUAAUACAUCAGCGUUAUGCUGAAAUAAAGUAUACACAGGGAGGAUUUGAAAACAUGGAACUUGCUCGUGCACAUUACUGUGAAGCCAUCAAGUUGAAUCCAAAUAACAUGAGAGCUUUGUAUGGAUUAUUUUUGGCAGCAACCAACAUAGGUUUGUCACCUAAAUGCACAUCAACAAAGAAGAAGGAAGCACAGAAAUUAGCAAAGUGGGCUCUCCAUGAAAUUGCUCUCAGGUAUGAGAGGCAGAGUAGGAAUAAAAAACAGGUUGCAUCCCUGGAAUCCCUUGUUAGUUCAUUGCAAAUUUCUGGAACAUCAUAAAAUUUGAAAGUUCAGUGCUUUACUUUUACUUAAGUUUAUUGUUGUAAGGUCUAUAGUAUUUUAAAAAUGGCGUCUUUACACACUGUUAUUUGUGAACUUUGAAAUUGUUAAUAAAUGUGUAUAAUUUAUUUUAAGUUAAUAGUGAAUGAUUCAUUGUAUAUGCAGUGAUGGAAACUAUAAACUAUGUUGCAGUUGUGGAAUCUUGAUCUUUGGCAAAAUUAAAAUCAUUUUGUAUUAUUAUGUGCUGCAGUGCUCUUGUAAUCUCGGAAGCUAUAUACUGAGCUACUACCAUUUGUCAUUUGAGUAAUAGUUUCCAUAGUUCUUAUUGUUUAUGUGAGUAUCUUUGAUGAUUCAAUUAGUUUACACUGUUUAAUUGUAGUUUGUGGAAAUGCCCUGCCAUCACAAAUGCAGUUUCUCUAUUGUAAUUGACUGAAGGAAUCAUUGAUAGUCUCAAAUGUGUAAUUUAGUAAAUAUACAGUUCUUUGACUUUCUCUUA